Molecule: messenger RNA, 1176 nt
Organism: Dentiscutata erythropus
Lineage: Eukaryota; Fungi; Glomeromycota; Glomeromycetes; Diversisporales; Gigasporaceae
Source: the annotation of a GenBank genome assembly
AUGAAGUUACUUUUAUUCUUCAUAACUCUCAUUCAAGGUGUCAUUCUUAUCUCAGGUGACAAUUAUACAAAAGGUUCAGCUCUUUACACAUAUCCUAACGCUGCUACUGUUGCUGUUCCAUAUCCAACCACAUUCCAAGAAAAUUAUAAUGGUGACCUUAAAUUUUUGGUUUUUGGUGAUUGGGGACAGUUAGGAAAACAAACUGGUCAAGCUCAAGUAGCUGCUGGUAUGACAACUUGGGCUAAUGCUAAUUCUACAACAUUUAUGUUAAAUCUUGGAGAUAAUUUCUAUCAAUCAAACAAUGCUCCUAAGGGUACUGCAUUUAAUAAUGCAAGUGAUUACGAAGGUGUAUUCAGUGAAACUGAUCCAAAAUGGAAAAGUUAUUGGUUAGAUGUGUAUGGUGGCCAAUUGGCAAAUAUAACUUGGUAUUCCAUAGCAGGAAACCAUGAUUGGUACAAUAAUGUCACCGCAGAAGUUGACUAUUUCUGGGAUAUUGAUUCGAGAUUCUUUCUUCCUGCACUUUAUUACACUCGAAAAGUUACAUUUGGUAAUGGUGUAACCGCCGCCUUUAUUCACAUAGAUACAAAUCCAUUUUAUUAUAAUUACACUAACUAUACUAAAGUUAAUAAUAUGAAAUCAAACCUUCAAACUUUUAAUUUAUACAAUGAUGCUGGAACUAACGCUACAUUGAAAUGGCUCGAUGAUCAAUUGACAGCUGUAGAUGAUUGUGAUUGGAUUUUCGUUGUCGGUCAUCAUCCACUUGUUGGCGAUUGCCGACUUUAUGAUCCUAAGGAUUAUUAUGAAAUGUAUCGACUUGUACCAUACCUUGAAAAACAUAAAGUAUCUGCCUAUUUUAAUGGUCAUACCCAUGAACUUGCCGUUUCGGUUGCCAAUUCAACUUCUCCUGUUACUUAUUUCGGUUCCGGUGCUGGUGGUGCUUCACUUGGUUCUGCUUGUCCUAAUCCUACUUGGACUGUUCCUAAUACUUUUGGUUUCUUAUCUAUUUAUAUCCCGGCUGAUGGAAAAACUUUACAAUACCAAUAUGUUAGUGCAAAUACUACCAACGCUCCUACUCAAGUCCUUUAUUCGGGUACUGUUAAUGCUCAAUCUGCAACAAUGUAUUUUAUUACAUCUUUAAAUUUUUAUAAUUCUACUAGUACUAUAAUAUUUCUCUAG